This is a messenger RNA of Serpula lacrymans var. lacrymans S7.9, 607 nucleotides long. RefSeq lists its product as uncharacterized. Gene Ontology annotation, molecular function: proton-transporting ATPase activity, rotational mechanism. The transcript has 7 exons. Gene Ontology annotation, biological process: proton transmembrane transport. The record is from RefSeq and is a predicted model, not a curated record. Bases 63 to 557 code for a protein of 164 amino acids. Gene Ontology annotation, cellular component: proton-transporting V-type ATPase, V0 domain. Lineage: Eukaryota; Fungi; Basidiomycota; Agaricomycetes; Boletales; Serpulaceae.
GCGUAGUUUCCAAGCGCAAUUUGUCCCAGUAUACUUGCUCCCGUCCUUUCAUUUACACAGUCAUGUCGUCAGACUUAUGUCCUCCGUAUGCGCCUUUCUUUGGUUUUGCAGGUGUUGCCUCCGCCGUGAUAUUCAGCACGGUUGGCGCUGCUUUUGGGACGUCGAAGGCUGGGAUAGGCAUUGCAGGGCUAGGGAGCUUUAAGCCAGAGUUGAUCAUGAAGUCUCUGGUCCCUGUGGUUAUGUCUGGUAUCAUUGCAGUGUACGGCCUGGUAGUCUCCGUUCUUAUUGCAGGAUCACUCCAUCCAUCAAAAGACUACCCACUUGCCGCUGGCUUCAUUCACCUUGGUGCGGGCAUUUCAUGUGGUGCGACAGGUAUUGCAGCAGGUUACGCCAUUGGCAUUGUGGGUGAUGCUUGUGUGCGAGCCUACGUUCACCAACAACGUGUAUUCGUUUCUAUGGUCCUUAUUCUCAUCUUCGCAGAAGUUUUGGGUCUUUAUGGCCUCAUUGUUGCCUUGCUGAUGAAUACGAGAGUUACGGGCCUUGCGGCAUGCAUUUGAAUUUUGCUACCCUCGCUGUGUACUCGUACAUAUAUCCUUCCCGGAAAACU